AUGAUUCGUCGAGUGGUUUAUGAUAUUGAAUUUCGUGUAAUAGUUAAGGAAAAAUUAAAUGCUGUUGACAGUGUACUUUUAACGGGUUCAUGUCAAGAAUUAGGCGAAUGGAUACCUCAAAAAUGCUUACCUCUUAAUCGGGAAUCAUCAUCAGCUACGGAAGAAAUCUGGUCAACAAAAGUUAAAAUUAGUAGAACCGGGCAUACAAAAAUAUAUUAUCGUUAUUUGAUUGCUCAAAUAGUACCAUGUGAUGAUGACAUGAAUCUAAUCAUUAAAAAGUGGGAAACAUUCAAAGAGCCGAGGGUGAUCGAAUGUGAUAAAUGGCCGAAAAUAGAUAAUAAUAAUGAUAUAACAACAAUAGCAUCAGGUACAACACAAACUGUGGAUAAUGCAGAUGAAUUUCCAGCAAUAUUCGGAACAUACAAAGGAAUAUGUCGAAUCGAUAUUGGUUGGUUAACCGGUCAAACAGAAAUUCAACUACGUUUUCUUAGUAAUUCAUUACAGAUUUGGAGCGCAAAGCUGCGUAAUAACAAAUUUAGUUUAAAAGUGUCUCCCAUCGAUUUAUCGUAUCAACAAGACAGUGAAGAAGUAUCAACCGAUUCACCCGUACAACAGUAUUCACCAAUAUCCAAAAUAUUUAUUCAGUCAGCUGUUUUGAGAAAAAAUUGCUGCGAGACAAGUUUUCAAAGUGACUAUGGAGCAAUUAUUGAAAAAGAUGACUAUUUGAUAAUUAAAAUUCAAACGUUUGAACCAGAAAAUGUUGCUUAUCAUAUUGAUUUUUAUUUGGUUGAUGAUAAUGCACAUAUUCGGAAACAUGUUGGCUUUGCCUAUGUUUUGCCCGUACAUUCAAAUCAAGAAUUAGGUGAUAAUAAACAUUUGACCAGAAUUGUACCGAUUAUUGGCCUCAAACAUAAUCCAAUUGGACAAGUAAAGAUUGAUGUCCAACUUAUUACACCACUGAAGGAUAUUGUACAAAAAUUUUUUGUUUCAUCGUCAAAAUACUGGAGGCAAGGCAGAAGAGUUGUUAAUGUUGGGCAUCGAGGUUUAGGUAAAACGAAUGCUGAACAUAUCCCAUCGAAACCACAUCAACAACAAGAAAACAGCAAAACUAAAAGUAGUGUGGGAAAUGAAAAUAACACCAACGGUUACGAUCACGACUCAUCUGCAAGAUUAAGUUUAACACCACCAAUUCCAUUAGCGAGACCGGUUCAAUCACGUUUCAUCAGCGAAAAUACGUUAGCAUCAUUCAAGGCUGCUUUCGAAGCGGGUGCAGAUUUUGUUGAAUUUGAUGUACAAUUAUCAAAAGAUAAAAUUCCAGUUGUUUACCAUGAUUUUCAAGUCGCUAUAACAUUAAAACGGAAAGAGCCACAAGCUGAAUUAUUUCUUGUUGGUGUGAAAGAUUUGAGUUUACCACAAUUGCAGUCAUUAAAAAUUUACCAUGCAUCAAAACGUGAUGCACUGAAACUAGAAGAUGACUUAGAUGAUGAUGAUCAAAAUACACCGUCGAUCACGAACCUACCAUCAUCAUCAUCAACGUCACCGUCAAUUGAUCAUAUAAAAGACAAAAGUACUGCGCAAACUGAUCAACAACAUCUACCACAACAGUCGGCAAAAAAGUUUCGUUCCUUAUUUCCAACAUUACAAGAAUUAUUCGAACAAUUAGAUCCACAUUUAGGAUUUAAUGUUGAAGUUAAAUAUGCUAUGGAAUAUAGACAAGGUGGUAGUGAACAAGCACAUUAUUUUGAAAGAAAUGAUUAUAUCGACUGUAUACUACAUUGUUUGAUGGCUUACGCAGGAAAACGUGUUAUUGUCAUUAGUACCUUUGAUCCUGAUUGUGCGUCUAUGCUACGGUUGAAACAAAAUUUAUUUCCGGUCCUAUUCCUAACACAAGGUGAAAUUCUUACCUAUCCGCAAUUCCUGGAUAUGAGAACAUGGACUGUGGACAUCGGAUUAUUUUUUGUGGUGGCUGAACAUUUGUCUGGUUUAGCUGCACCGGUAGGUCCAGUAAUGUCUUCUGCUUUUGUUAAACGUGUUAAAGAGAAUGGGAAAUUGCUCUUCGUCUGGGGUGAUGAAGCAUCGUCAAAAGAAGUGAUUAGGACUCUUGUAGAGUUACGUGUUGAUGGUUUAAUUUAUGAUAGAAUAUCAGAACUGCAAGAUGAACCAGCGACAACUGAAAAUGUCUUUAUAGCUGAAGAACGUGAAGAAUUAGAAGUUUUUAAUCGUUUGCGAACUCAACAAUUGGAACAACAGCAUUCACAGUUGCUACAAGAGUUAGAGCGCUUAAAAUCCAUUCGUGAUAAUAAUGGAAAAUUGAUAACAGAAGUUUUAACAGCAAUCGAUUCGACAAAAGAUUUCAAAGACUUGAUGUGA
Molecule: messenger RNA, 2370 nt
Organism: Didymodactylos carnosus
Lineage: Eukaryota; Metazoa; Rotifera; Eurotatoria; Philodinida; Philodinidae
Source: the annotation of a GenBank genome assembly